Strongylocentrotus purpuratus (purple sea urchin) is the source of this 808-nucleotide messenger RNA. RefSeq lists its product as uncharacterized. Gene Ontology annotation, cellular component: extracellular matrix. Bases 77 to 631 code for a protein of 184 amino acids. Gene Ontology annotation, biological process: negative regulation of membrane protein ectodomain proteolysis; negative regulation of endopeptidase activity. Lineage: Eukaryota; Metazoa; Echinodermata; Echinoidea; Camarodonta; Strongylocentrotidae. The transcript has 4 exons. Gene Ontology annotation, molecular function: metalloendopeptidase inhibitor activity; protease binding. The record is from RefSeq and is a predicted model, not a curated record.
GCGCAAGUCUCCAGAUCAAUUAACGUAUCAAUCCUAAGGAGGUCUCAAUAUAAUCAUUCCCGCACCAGUCACAGCAAUGUCAUCUUUAUCUCUAGUAGUUGUUCUCACACUGGUGGCCAUAUCAUUCAAGGGAAGCACCGCAUGUAAGUGCAUUCAACUGGCUGAUGAGUCCAAGAUAUGCCUCGCUGACUAUGUUAUUUCUGGCACCUUGUUAGAGACGAACUCACCAGCUGAACAGAACUCACUUGACAGCGUGAUCGACUACCGUGUAUCAGUGGGCAAGGUUUAUCGGAGUUUUCGAAAGCUUCCGACUACGUUGGCGAUCAGGACGGAAGGGCACACAUGUGGGUUCACUGACCUACAGGUCAAUGCAACUUACUUUAUUGCUGGACAAAUUCAAGAUGGAAUGUUCAUGAUCAAUCGCUGCUCAUCAGUGGUCGCUAAAUACGGACCAGAUAACAUCCCCUAUCGUGAUUCUGAUGUCAAAGUCAAUGUCAAUGUUACGUCCGGGGUCACGUCGUGUCACGAAGAAGAAGGAGAAGUGAAAGGCUAUGGUUCAGCCGUGCUGUUGACCUCUAAUGUUGGUCUUCUCAUAUUUGUUCUCUGUGCCGCGAUUUUGAAGAUGUUCUAAAUGUUUUACAUGUACAUACGGUUUUCAACAAUAAUGAUUAAUGAAGUUGCUUGUUGAAGUAUAUUCUAACAUUCUAAAAAGAAAAUCAUUGUGUGUUUUCUGCGAAUUUGGAUAUGAUUUCCAAUAAGGAGUCGGUAUAAAAUGUUUUAAUUUAUGGAUUUAUUCAAUAUAAUUGGA